Pestalotiopsis fici W106-1 is the source of this 672-nucleotide messenger RNA. RefSeq names its product Vacuolar-sorting protein SNF7. Lineage: Eukaryota; Fungi; Ascomycota; Sordariomycetes; Amphisphaeriales; Sporocadaceae. The record is from RefSeq and is a predicted model, not a curated record. Gene Ontology annotation, cellular component: multivesicular body; ESCRT III complex; cytoplasmic side of plasma membrane. The transcript has 4 exons. The coding region runs from base 1 to 672 and encodes 223 amino acids. Gene Ontology annotation, biological process: vesicle budding from membrane; late endosome to vacuole transport via multivesicular body sorting pathway.
AUGUCUGGCGUCUGGGGCUGGUUUGGAGGCGGCGCGGCCCAGAAGAAGAAGGAUAGCCCCAAAAAUGCCAUCCUAGGCCUACGAUCGCAACUCGAUAUGCUGCAGAAGCGGGAGAAGCACCUGACGACGCAGAUGGAGGAGCAAGACUCGAUCGCACGAAAGUAUGUCAACACAAAUAAGAAUGCGGCAAAGGCUGCGCUCAAGCGGAAGAAGGCACAUGAGCACAGUCUGGAACAAACGACGGCACAAAUUGGAACCCUGGAGCAGCAAAUCAACGCCAUCGAAUCCGCCAACAUUAACCGCGAGACCCUUGCCGCCAUGCAAAAGGCUGGUGAGGCCAUGAAGAGCAUCCACGGCAAACUCACACCCGAGGCAGUGGACGAGACCAUGGCUCAACUUCAAGAGCAGAAUGCGCUGAGCGAAGAAAUCGUCAAUGCCAUUACCAGCAACCAAAUCGGAGAACCCAUCGACGAGGACGAACUCGACAACGAGCUGGAGGCUAUGCAACAGGAACAGCUGGACGAGCAGAUGCUCAGAACUGGCACAGUCCCAGUAUCGGAUUCUAUCCAUCGGCUGCCAACUGUUGCAAAUGGAAAGAUCGAGACUCCUGCGGCCGAGGAAGACGACGAGGAGGCCGAGCUCAGGAAGUUGCAAGCAGAGAUGGCCAUGUAG